ACAAAAAUCAUGUUUCGGAAAAGUCUACUUGCGUGCUGUUGUCUGUUCUUGCAAUAUAAAUCCGCCUCCGCCUUUCGGGGACGAUUUCUAGCAAAGCGAUAUGCUACUGCCGCCGAUAGCACUGUGCUGCAAGCUACGAAGGAGCGCAGGCCUUGGGACUUUGUGCGUUUUGUGACGCAAUCUUCCAAAUUCGUCAGCAUUUUUCCUACUCGCACUCCGACGCGUAUGGUAAAACCCGGCAGAGUGCUCUGGGAUCCCAAGGGUGAUGGCGAAAAUGACUUCACGCUGGCUCCACUAGAUGAUGUUGUCAUGGGAGGAGCUUCGUCGUCCACCUUCUCCUUCGGGCGCUGGAAAGGAACUGUGACGGAUGCGAACAAUGGGGGAUUUAUUGGAAUUCGAUCCACCCCGUCAUUCCUAUUCGACAUGAGUGCCUGCGAAGGCAUUGAAAUCAAGCUGACAUCGGACGAUACACAGAGGCGUUUCAAAUUCGGCCUUCGCGACUCAAAAGAAUUUAAUGGUAUAGUCUGGACAGCCAGUGUGGAUGUCAGAGGCAGUAAAGCCGUUCGCGUGAAUUUCAAUAAAUUGGUUCCAACCCUCUUUGCCAGAACGGUUCCAAAUUCGCCAACGUUCAAAAAGGACAACGUGGUCGGGUUGCAACUGAUCUAUUCCAAGUUUGAAUACGAUGGUGAAAUGAAUCCGAACUUUACGCUUGGCGACAUCGACGUUGCCGUUUCGGAAAUCAAGGCCUUUUAGGGAUCGCGUCAUUUCGUAAGCAAUAUUGCAUCAUCUAUAAGUGCAUAGAAGUUCUCGCUUUAAUGUAUACGGCACCUAAUCCGCGAUGAUACAAAAGGGGGAAAUGGCCGUACCAUGCUGCCGGCACAAGAAUUCAUUCGACCCGAUCCCAAGAACUUUUUCAAUGAUUCUCGUGAUCGUCAAUUGACUUUAUGCAUGGAAUGAAUGUAUUGACUGUGAGACGAAGGUUGUCCAUAGUUUGCUCAAACGGACCAUUUACGUUGGCCUUAAAUUGCCGGUUGCCAUGCCUUUCCACUUUGAAACAAAAACUAAAAUUUGAAUUUACAAUUU
Molecule: messenger RNA, 1083 nt
Organism: Phaeodactylum tricornutum CCAP 1055/1
Lineage: Eukaryota; Bacillariophyta; Bacillariophyceae; Surirellales; Neidiaceae
Exons: 1
Coding region: 10-753 (247 amino acids)
Biological process (GO): NADH dehydrogenase complex assembly
Source: RefSeq, a predicted model, not a curated record